Molecule: messenger RNA, 1941 nt
Organism: Stereum hirsutum FP-91666 SS1
Lineage: Eukaryota; Fungi; Basidiomycota; Agaricomycetes; Russulales; Stereaceae
Exons: 8
Coding region: 1-1941 (646 amino acids)
Biological process (GO): actin filament network formation; actin filament bundle assembly
Cellular component (GO): cytoplasm; actin filament; actin filament bundle
Molecular function (GO): calcium ion binding; actin filament binding
Source: RefSeq, a predicted model, not a curated record
AUGCAAGCCAUCCGACUGCAGAAGAAAUAUCCAGAGGUUACUCAAGAUGAGAUGUUUGAGCUCAUCAAUCGCUUCAACGCGAUCGACACAGAUUCCACUGGACGGAUUGACAAGGCAUCCGUACUACAUGCUUUGCAAUCUCGGGGAGAGUCCUACGACCGUGCUCGUGAGACGCUCAAGCACGUCAGUGUCGAUGCCAGUGGAAAGGUUGAGCUUGAAGACUGGGUCGAGCUCAACGUAAAGCUUCGGUCCAACACAUCGUCGAUAUCUACGAAGGCGGGCAAGGUCACAGUGCAAGGCUCAAACGCGAACGUCAGCCAUACGAUCAACGAGGAUGAACGAAGAGAAUUCACCAAUCACAUCAAUGGCAUUUUGGAAGACGACCCAGACGUAGGAGAACGCAUUCCGAUUCCCACCGACACCAUGCAACUCUUCGACGAAUGCCGUGAUGGUCUCAUUCUCUGUAAACUCAUAAACGACUCGGUCCCCGACACCAUCGAUAUGCGUGUUCUCAACAAACCUACCGCUCGCAAACCGCUCAAUGCCUUCAAGAUCACCGAGAACAAUAACAUCGUCAUUUCUUCUACCAAAGCCAUUGGCUGUUCCGUCGUCAACAUUGGACCGUCAGAUAUUGCGGAGGGCACAGAACAUCUGAUUCUCGGCCUGAUCUGGCAAAUCAUCCGGAAAGGGUUGCUCAGCCAGAUCGAUAUCAAGCUGCACCCAGAGUUGUACCGUCUAUGUGAGGAGGGAGAAACAAUUGAAGACCUCUUGCGGUUGACUCCGGACCAAAUUUUGUUGAGAUGGUUCAACUACCACCUCAAACAGGCGGGAUGGCCGAGGAGGGUGAACAACUUCAGCAAAGACGUCAAGGAUGGCGAGAACUACACCGUCUUACUUAACCAGCUCAAACCCGAUGAAUGCUCUCGUGCGCCUCUUCAGACUCGCGACCUCCAUCAACGCGCGGAAGAAGUUCUCCAGAAUGCCGCUGCCAUUGGUUGUCGCAAAUAUCUCACCCCCUCCUCCCUUGUCGCCGGUAACCCUCGCCUUAACCUCGCCUUCGUCGCUAACCUCUUCAACACGCAUCCCGGCCUCGCUCCCCUCGACGAACAAGAAGCGAAAGAUUACGGGGUUGUCGAGGACUUUGACGCGGAGGGAGAGCGCGAGGCUCGCGUCUUCACGCUCUGGCUCAACUCGCUCGGUGUUGACCCAGCCGUAUUCAACUUGUUCGAGAACUUGAAGGAUGGCCUGAUCCUCCUGCAAGCGUUCGAUAAAAUCGCCCCUGGCUCCGUCAUCUGGAGGCGAGUCUCGAAGCCAAAGGGCGGUGUCACAUCCCCAGUGCGACAAUCGUUUGACGGGGACGAGGAAGAGGAGGAGAUAGGUGUGACACCGAACCAGAGCAAUUUGUCGAGGUUCAAGCAGGUGGAGAACACGAACUAUGCGGUCGAGUUGGGUAAGAACAGUGGCAUGCAUCUGGUUGGUAUCCAAGGAGCGGAUAUUGUCGAUGGGAGUAAGACUCUGGUGCUCGGUCUCGUUUGGCAGCUCAUGAGGAUGAGCAUCACAAAGACGUUGACCUCUCUUUCCAAAACUGGACAAGGCCGUCCGAUCAGCGAUACGGAGAUCCUCAAAUGGGCGAAUACAACGGCUCAGAAGGCAAAGCCGAACGUGAAACCGUUGCGGUCGUUCAAAGACCCGUCUAUUACCACUGGCCUGUUCUUCCUCGAUCUCCUGGAUGCCAUUCAGCCUGGAAUAGUUGACCCCACCAUGGUCAUCAAUGUGGAUCAGAACGGCGACUAUGAGGACCGCAGGCAAAACGCGAAACUGGCCAUCUCGAUUGCCAGGAAGAUGAAUGCGUUGAUUUUCUUGGUACCUGAGGAUAUCGUCGACAUUCGUCCCCGUCUCAUCUUGACCUUCGUAGGCAGUUUGAUGAGCAUCGCUCAGUAA